This is a messenger RNA of Trachymyrmex septentrionalis, 1982 nucleotides long. It is a transcript of the gene dila, whose product is annotated as centrosomal protein of 131 kDa-like. NCBI's taxonomy places the organism in Eukaryota, Metazoa, Arthropoda, Insecta, Hymenoptera, Formicidae. Gene Ontology annotation, biological process: cilium assembly; intraciliary transport involved in cilium assembly; regulation of centrosome duplication. The record is from RefSeq and is a predicted model, not a curated record. The transcript has 10 exons. Gene Ontology annotation, cellular component: centriolar satellite. Bases 63 to 1982 code for a protein of 639 amino acids.
UUCACUAUUCCGUUUAUGUAUUUUUUUAUAAUCAUACAACAUACGUAAUACGUCAAACAAAUAUGGCAGCAAAGAAUUUACAUGACAAAAAGUGCGAUUUCAAUCAAAAUUUGAUCGAACCGUCUCGUCCGUUCGAACAGUGCAACAUGAUAAAUAAAUUGGCAAAAGAUAGCAAUAUUGAAAUCGUGGAAUGUAAUCCAUUGGAUUUACUGGCCGUCGACGUAAAAUAUGAUAGCAAUCUGGAGUCAGUAAUGUGCAAAUAUUCGGAACAAAUCGAACCUGAGAAAGACGCUACAAACAAAUAUGGAUCAAUCGCAACAACUUACGAAGACAUAAUGUCCUUCCUGGGAACGCUAGAAAAUGAAGAUACGCUAGAAAAUGAUAUCACUGCCAAUAAUGCAACAAUUAUAGUCUCAUCUUGCCAAAAUCCUAGUAGAUAUGAUGUACAGAAUUUUGGUUCGAUUCAACGGAAUGAUUUAGAAACUGCGAAAUUACAAAUCGAGGAAAGAAAUGCGACAAUAGAGUGUUUGAAAGGACAUCUAAAAUCCGAGCGCAAGGCAGCGUGUGACAAAAUGACAUCGCAGAAACGUCAUCACAUUAUCAAGAUGAAGGAGUUGGAGAAUAAGUACAGAACGAUCGUGAAACGCCAUCAAAAGUUUAUCGAACAGCUACUCGCUGAGAAGACAGAUCUUACGCAGAAAUGUGACUCUCUGGCGCAACAAAUUAAAGAGAUGGAACAAAAGAUCCAACGAGAUCUGAAAGUAAUUACCGAGAGACACGCUGUUGAGUUGCAACGUGCAAAAGAACACAUAGCAGCAUCCGAGAAAAUCCGGCGCGAAAAAUGGUUGGAGGUGAAAACAUCGAAAAUCAAGGAAAUGACAGUAAAAGGGUUGGAACCAGAAUUGAACAAUAUGAUGGAACAACAUCAACAAGAGAUACAAGAAUUAAGACGUGCGCAUAUAAAGGAGUUACAAGAUACGGAAUUGCGCGCGAUGCGUAGGUCGAAUCAACAGCUGGAGCAAUUGCGAAUCGAGUUGACGGACAGCCACGAGAAAAUGUUGGCUAAAGAGAAGAACAUAUUGGCCACAAGGUAUAAAGAAAAUCUGGAAGAGCAAGAAGCGCACUUUCAGAUACAACAGAAAACAUUCACAGAGCAUUUCGAAGAAGAGAAAUCGAUGCUCAUUGCAGAGCAAAAGAAACGUGAUCGGGAAACAAGCGAGAUGAUACAACGAACGGAAUUGCAUUUUCAAAAAGAAACGGAAAAAUUAAAAGAACAACACGAAAUUGCUAAGAGGAAUUUCGAGGAAACUUUGAGAAAAGAAUGGCUCGCGUGGGCGGAUAAUUAUAAAAAAGAACAAAGCGUGAUUGUCACAAGAGCGCAGGCUGCAAUUCGUAACGAUUGUCAAAAGGAAAGAGACAAGCAAAUAGAAAUCGUUAUAGUUAGAUUGGAAAAAGAAUCUCGUGAAAUGCGAGCCAAGUUGCAGCAAAGUUUUGAUAAUAAAUUGGAGUUAAUGAAUGAAGAUUAUGACGCAAAAUUGCAAGCUGCAAUUAAAAGCGAGGACAUUUAUAAAAAUAAGUUAUUAUUAUUGGAAGAAAGACUCAAAUGUACAGAAAUUCAGUUUAAAAAAACAGAAAAUAAAUUAAAAGAAUGCAUAUUGAAUCUCAAUAAUACGAAUAAAAUAAUCGUAAAGUUAACUGCAGAGAGAGACGAUGCAAAGGAGACAGCAAGACUGGAAAUUGAAACAGAGAAAAAAGAGUUAAAAGAUAAAAUCGCAUCGCUUUAUCAAGAAAUAAGACAAAAUAAUGUUAACAGAGAUCAACUUAUGGCACAAUUACAUAGCAGGAUAAAAUUUGUAAUUACUCAAAAGGUUUUAAUCAUAAAGAAUCUCAAUAAAAAACUGGAUGACGUUAAUUCAAGAUGUGAACAUUUGGAAAAAUUACUGGAUCAACAAAGGAAGGAAUAUAUUUUGAAAACUUUGUAA